AUUUACAAUUAAUUAAGUGAAACAUCAUUAAAAUGAAUGACAACAUCAGUUUCACUGAAAAUAACGAAGACUAUCAAUUCUACGCUUUAGUGGAAAUUAUCAAAAGUGAUUGUAAAUCUUUUAAAAUCGUCAAUUAUGAUCAAAUCUUAAGCAAACAUAAUGUUUUGAAGCCGGAGAUACCCGUUUUGGUGAUAUUAGAAGAUGAGUUUGCUUGUAAGGCCAUUAUAAAAUCGGUUUCUGACAUACUUUCUAGGUUGGUGACGUAUAAAAAUGAAUUACAAAAUCAAUAUUUUAAAAGCAAAUUUAAACGAGAAAGACAAGAUGACGAUACACAAAAUAAUCAAAAUUCAGAGAAAAGAAGAAAAUUAUCAAGUAAUGAAUGUUAAUGUAAUUUGGUGAGAAAGCUAAAAAAAAUCUUUUUUUUAACAAUUGUUAAAUGUAGAUUUGUUAGGGAAUUGUUAGGACUUAAAAUCAAUCAGUUAAAAACCACAAUUAACUUCCAUUGAAUUUGAGAAUCAAUGGUUACAAAUAGAAAUAAUUAUCAGAGAAUAAUAUAGUUUUAAUAAAAUGACUCUAAAAAGUCAGAAUACUUCGAAGAUAUUUGGUAAUGUUUUACCUAUAAAAUCGAUUGAUGCAAGCAAAUACUUUAAAAUUUCGUAUUAAAGUUACAAUGUACUUAUAAUUCAUUUUAUGUUUUAUUUAUUAAUAUUU
Messenger RNA from Nicrophorus vespilloides, 711 nucleotides. RefSeq lists its product as uncharacterized. The transcript is spliced from 3 exons. NCBI's taxonomy places the organism in Eukaryota, Metazoa, Arthropoda, Insecta, Coleoptera, Silphidae. The coding region runs from base 33 to 386 and encodes 117 amino acids. The record is from RefSeq and is a predicted model, not a curated record.